Messenger RNA from Plasmodium gallinaceum, 1209 nucleotides. RefSeq names its product conserved Plasmodium protein, unknown function. Gene Ontology annotation, molecular function: 3-dehydrosphinganine reductase activity. Gene Ontology annotation, cellular component: endoplasmic reticulum membrane. The transcript is spliced from 2 exons. Gene Ontology annotation, biological process: sphingolipid biosynthetic process. The record is from RefSeq and is a predicted model, not a curated record. Bases 1 to 1209 code for a protein of 402 amino acids. Lineage: Eukaryota; Apicomplexa; Aconoidasida; Haemosporida; Plasmodiidae.
AUGCUUGAUUAUUUUAGGAAAUAUAUAUACUUUGAACUAUUAUUAAUUUUGUUUUUUAUAAAUUAUAGGAAUCCUUUAAAUGUCUACAUAAAUAUAGCAAUAAUAUUUUAUUUAACUCUUUUAGGGUUAAUUUAUUUAAUUUUUAAAUUUAAAUAUACAAAUUAUAAAAAAGCGCAAAUAAAUUAUAAUUUAAGUGAUAAACAUAUUUGUAUAAUAGGGGGUUCUGAAGGUUUAGGUUUAUCUCUAGCGAAAAGAAUUAUAAAAGAAAAACCUAAAACUUUAACGUUGAUGUCUAGAAAUAUAGAUAAAUUAAAAGAAGCAAAAAAAUAUUUAUUAAAAGAAAUAGAAAGGAAAUCAAAUGAAGAAGGAGAUAAUUAUUUUGGUAUCAAAAUAAAUAUCAUUAAAUGUGACAUAAGCAUAAAAGAAUCAAUAAAAGAAGCAUUUGAUAAUGCAUUAACAAAUAAUAGUUUAGAUAUAGAAGAAAAUGAGGAAGAUUAUAUUGUAUCAAAUUCUACUAGAUCUAGAAAACAAAAAAUAAUAAAAGAAGAAUGUCAUUUAGAAGAAAAAAAUUAUAUUGAUGUGCUUAUAUGUAAUGCUGCUUAUGUAACCACCGGAGAAUAUAAUAAAUUACAAUUGUAUGAUUUAAUAUAUACAAUAAAUACAAAUAUAUAUGGUAAUAUUGAUAUAAUGUCAAAGGUUAUUAUUAAUAUGAAAAAAAAAAAAAGUGGUCUAAUUCUAUUUAUAAAUACUGAAGGAGUAUUAUAUCCAAUAUAUGGAUUUUCUUAUUAUUUAAUGAGUAAAUCAUCUAUGUGGACAUAUACGUAUAUAUUAGAUCAAGAAUUAAAGUAUUUUAAUAUUCAUAUUGUGAAUGCCUUUUUGCCAUCAGUUGAUACACCUGGUUUUGCUCAAGAAAGUAUAAAAAAACCAGAUAUAACGAAAAAAUUAGAAAAUUUAACAAAUACGCUUAAUUCAGAUUAUGUUGCAGAUAAAGUUAUUAAUAAUGUAAAAAAAGGAAAAAAAUUUAUAACUUUAGAAUUUAACGGAUAUAUUUUAUCUAUUUUACAUAGUAAUUAUAGAAACCCAGAGUCGUAUUUUGAUUAUCUAAUUUAUGUUUCAUUUAGUAGUCUAAUCGUUUUUAUAUCAUCCUUAUAUAAAUUAUACAUUGAAUAUGUUAUUAAAAAAGGGGUUCAAUCUGCUUUAUAUAAUUAA